Cavia porcellus (domestic guinea pig) is the source of this 6112-nucleotide messenger RNA. It is a transcript of the gene Vwde, whose product is annotated as von Willebrand factor D and EGF domains. The record is from RefSeq and is a predicted model, not a curated record. Bases 347 to 5821 code for a protein of 1824 amino acids. Gene Ontology annotation, cellular component: cell surface; extracellular region. Gene Ontology annotation, biological process: anatomical structure development. Lineage: Eukaryota; Metazoa; Chordata; Mammalia; Rodentia; Caviidae. The transcript has 31 exons. Gene Ontology annotation, molecular function: calcium ion binding; signaling receptor binding.
AGGGUUCACCUAGGAGACCUUAGGUCGCCGGAGCAUCUGGGAAGCUGCUCACUUGCGCAGCAACUCUGAAUCCCUGGGCCCUGGGGUCGGGGCUGCUGCCCCUUCCAAGAGAAAGUCGCAGGCAUUAUCUUACUGCAGGUCCUUCAGAGCAAUUUCUGAGGUCACCACGCUGCAGCUGCACGCCUGCCCCGGCCGUGGGGACGCAGGGUGGCGCCCUGGGCGGCGGAGGGGUGCAGGGAACGGGGACGCUGACUCCGUGGUGAGGGGCGGGGCAGGAGGGGUGGAGUCUCGGGGUCCCCGCGGAGGCUGAGACCCGGGUGGACUCCAGUGCACUGCAGCAGCAGCGAUGCCCGGCGGAGCCUGGCCCUGGGCCCUGGCGCUGAUGCUCCUGGCCCCGGGCAGAGCUCAGCCAGCCCAGGAGUGCUCUCCCGGGGGCCACCAGAUUCUUCAAAAUCCUUACCGAAGUGUCCAUUUCGACUCCCGGCAACUCCAGCAGGCCGAUGCUCAAGACCUCAUCUGUGACCACUCUCUUCCCCGCGGGUGGUAUCGAUUCCUCAUCUUUGAUCAACCUGCGGAGAUGCCAACCAAAUGUGUUGAGAUGAACCACUGUGGAACUCAGGCCCCCAUCUGGCUGUCUCUAAGAGCUUCAGAAACUCUGCCUCCUGCUGGGGAGACCAAGCAUCUGACAGCUUGUGCCACCUGGCAGUUUUUGUUUAGCCCUAAGAAAGACUGCUGUCUCUUUCAAAUCCCAGUGCCUGUGAGAAACUGUGGGAGUUUUUUCGUGUACUUUCUACAACCCACUCAGGGAUGUAUGGGCUACUGUGCAGAAGCUAUUUCUGACACAAAAUUACACACAUGUGGUCCUGAAGAAAUAGAAAUAGGAGGUGACUGCAUUGGACAACUGCUGCCCUCAUGGCCGCCUCCACCUCCGGGAAGGCCAGAGAUUGUGGUGGAGGUGAUCGAGUCCAGGCUUUUCUGUAGGUGUGCCUUUGAUGUUUCCCCGUCCAAUGCCUCGGUGGGAUUUCUCAUAACUUGGUCUAGGCUUUCUUCUCAAGAAAUCAAAGAAGAGCUGAAACAAGAGACCACAGUUCAGUCAUUCUCUCUUUUAGAACUUGAUGGCAUAAAUCUCAGACUUGGCGAUAAGAUAUUCUGUAGUGCUUCCGUCUUUUUCUUGGAGAAACCACAUGUACAAAGUUUAGCCAGCGAAAGCAGAGAAUUUUUUGCAGGCAUUAAGUUACAACCUGAACUGAGCACUAUAUCAGAGGAUGGGAAGGAGCACCAGCUGAGGAUAGAGAGCACGGUUCCUAUUGUUUGUUCUGAGUUCAGUGAAUUUGAGCAAGCAUGCAAAGUCUCCUUAAAACUGAAAACUGUUGAUCAAGAUGCAGAGCACCUAGGCUUAAAUCUAGCACUGUCUUCCUGUCAUGUGGAUCUUCACCAGACAUCACCCUGUGACGGUGGGACCUGUAGCUAUGCGGUUGUGAACUACACUGCUGUACCAGAUUUUUCCCCAGAUGGCGACAGAGUCACAAACAUCAUAGUGCAACCUAUAGUUAAUGAGGACUUCCUCUGGAACAACUACAUUCCAGACAGCAUCCAGAUCAGAGUUAAGGAUAUCCCAACUGCUUACUGCUAUUCAUUUACUGACCCACAUAUAAUAACCUUUGAUGGAAGGAUAUAUGAUAAUUUCAAGACUGGAACAUUUGUGCUUUAUAAGAGUACAUUGCGUGAUUUUGAGAUCCAUGUGCGUCAGUGGGACUGUGGAAGUCUUUACUAUCCUGUGUCGUGUAACUGCGGGUUUGUGGCCAAAGAAGAAGGUGUUCUGGUUACUUUUGAUAUGUGCAAUGGUCAGCUGCAUGCAUCACAAUCAUAUUUAUUUGUGAAGAGCCAAGAUGUAUCCAGCAAUAUCAAGAUAAGUGAAUCUUACUUGGGAAGAAAAGUCACAAUUUGGUUUUCUUCUGGAGCAUUUAUCCGCUCUGACCUUAGUGAAUGGGGCAUGAGUUUAACAAUCAGAGCUCCUAGUGUAGAUUACAAAAACACUUUGGGCCUUUGUGGUACCUUUGAUGAAAACCCAGAAAACGAUUUCCAUGACAGAAAUGGGAUAAAAAUUGAUGAAGAUUUCAAUGAUUUUGUUGCUUUUAUUAAUGAAUGGAGAAUUUUACCAGGAAAAAGCAUGUUUGACACAAUGCCAAUUUCUCUGACAUUGCCUCCAAAACCACCCUACUGUAGCUGCUCAUUGGAUACCACCUCAGAUUAUCAAUUUUCUAAUCAUCUGGAUGGUGUUUCUCGAUCAGAAACUGCUUCAGGUUGCAAAGACUUCAAACAUGUUAGAUUCUCUUCUUUGAUACCAGAACUAGAUGUCACCUCUGAAUAUAUUAAUUCUGAAGUUUUUGAGGGAGGGAUAAGAAAACAGACAUCAGGAGAAGAAAAUAAUUUAAAUUUCUUACUGCAAGAAAAAGCCCACAUGAACCUAGCUGAACUGGACUUAAAUUUGCAAUAUCCUGGGGAGGAAAAGCAAAAUGCAUCAAAAUAUUUGGACAAUGAAAAGCAAGCACAGGAUGAGGCUGGCCGUGGCCAACACACAAGGUGGCAUGGACAGAAGAGAUGGAAACGGCAAAACUUUAAUGCAUUUCCUGCUUUGUCUGCUCUCCAAAGUUCCAGCCAAAUCAAUCUUGAAGAGCUUACUUAUUUUUUCCCUGAAGACCAUAUUGAAAAAGUCCACCAAGAAUUUGUUCCCUCUUGGCCCACACCCUCUGGUCUAACCGAGGACAGCACCUUGGCGCUCUGUGAGCAGACUCUCGCCCAUUCCAGUCUUGGAAAGCUCUGUCUUGCCUUUCUCGGAAGGAGACUGAAGGAUGUUAUCGAUAUGUGCAUUAAGGAUGUUCUGUUGAAAGAUGAUGUUAGCUGGGCAGAAGCAGGUUUGGCCCUUAUAGAAAAUGAAUGUGAAAGGAGGGUUUUGGAAGAGGGGAAACAUAGCACAGAAAAAUAUGGCAAGUCAAUGGAAGACAUUCUCCUGGUAUUAAAAUGCCCCCAUUUGUGCAGUGGCCAUGGGGAGUGCAUGGAAUGGGGAUGUGUGUGCGCCCCAGGCUUUAGCUCCUAUGACUGCAGUGCCUUGUAUGACAAACCUGAAAUUAUAGAGCUUGAGAAUGCUGGAUUCUGUGAUGUUCAAAAAUACAAUUGUGUGAUGGUGAAAGUUUUUGGACAAGGCUUCAAGGAAUUGCCUUCCAUUAUAUGUGAAGUUACUAAACUGAAGUACAAUGGCAGUAAAUGGGUGCUUGGAGAACCCGUGUACGCACAAGCAGUUUUUCAUAAUAACAGAACUGUUGAUUGUCUGCUGCCUGCUAGUGCCCAGCAAUCUGAUACUCUGGAUCCGAUGGGUGAGAAGCCACUUGCAAAGUGGCAAUUGAAGAUAUCUAAUGAUGGUUAUACAUUCAGUAAUACCAAAAUAAUGGUUGUAUAUGAUGGUGCUUGUCAAGUUUGCGGUCUCUAUGAAAAUGAUACAUGUACUAUAAAAGAAAAUGGUUGCAUUAUCAAUGGACUUUGCUACACUGAAGGGGAUAAAAACCUUACCAGUCCUUGUUUGAUUUGUAGACCCGAAAUCUCUCAAUUUACUUGGUCAUAUUUAGAAAAUAACCAAUCCCCUGUAAUGCAAGCAUCACAAGAAAAAUUACAGGCAUUUUAUGGAGAAAACUUUGAGUACCAGUUCAUGGCCUUGGACCCAGAAAACUCUGAAGUUCAGUUUACAUUGGAAUUGGGUCCAGAAGGAGCACAUAUCUCUCCUGCAGGACUACUUACGUGGAAAGCAGAGUCCCAGGCUGCACAACGAUUCACUCUCCACCUCAGUGAUGACUGUGAUGCUGAAACUCGAGUCACUGUUGAGGUAACUGUGAAGUCUUGUGAUUGCCUGAAUGGUGGAUCAUGCGUGCCUGACAGAAAAUUCCCUGUGGGGAGUGGAGCUUACCUGUGUAUCUGCUUGCCUGGAUUCCACGGAGGUCUUUGUGAAGUAGCUGUUGAUGCAUGCCAACCAAACCCUUGUGGCCUUGGCAGAUGUACGAGAGUUUUGGGCAGCUAUUCCUGUGACUGUCCACCUGAGCUCAAAGGUACAAACUGCCAAGAAGAUGUUGAUGAGUGUGAGUCUGAGCCCUGCUUCCCAGGAGUAGGUUGCCUCAAUACCUUUGGGUCCUAUCUCUGUGGUCCUUGCCCUGAAGGACUGUAUGGUGAUGGGAAAAUAUGUCAAGUUGAAACACAAAUUUUAAAUGAAUUUACUACCCAAGCUGUGGUUAUCAGAGGAUCCGACAAAAAUGUAAUUAAGGAAGAGGGUACCAAACAAGGAGAGAAUCAUGUUAAGCCAACAAACAGAAAUGUGUCUAGUUUGAAUUCUCAGUCACCAUCAACAGAACAUUCACUGAUUAGUGGAAACUUUGCUCAUGGUCCUGUCAGUAACAAAAAGUUUUUGAACACAAUGAACGUCUCAUAUUUGCCACUAAAAUCAGUUACCACUCAAAUGGUUAAUUCAAAGAUGGUUGUUUCUCAUCAAAUAACAGAUUAUGAAUAUGUGGAUCGUGUUCUCAGAGCAAAUACCAGUCUAAACAAUUCAGAAAUUCCUGUUACCAGCAGUAAUUCAUUAAGCAUGACUCCACAUGGUUACAGUGGUGAACUAAAAGAUGUUACUCAUAACACCAUCUAUACAAAGACAAGAGACUACAAUUCUCAAAUUAACAGUUUUUCCCAAGGUUACACACAACCUAAGGAUGACAUGUUUGUGACAUCAGAUGCUGAAACAAUCACUGUUUCACCAGGAAAGUUUGGGUUAAUCACAUCAACUUGUGCUGACUCACCUUGCUUUCCGGGUGUUUCCUGCAUGCCAACCACAGACGGUCACUUCCUAUGUGGACGCUGCCCCUCAGGGUAUUAUGGAGAUGGUAUCAGUUGCAGAGCCAUUUGUAAACGUCCAUGUGGCAAAAAUAGGGCGUGUGUUGCACCAAACACAUGCAAAUGCAAGCCAGGUUACACUGGUUCUAACUGCCAAACUGCUAUCUGUGAGCCAGCUUGCAGAAACCUUGGAAAAUGUGUUAAGCCUAACGUUUGUGAAUGUCUUCCAGGACAUGGUGGAACAACCUGUGAUAAAGAACUUUGCAGCCCGCCUUGUCAACAUGGUGGCACGUGCUUGCCCGGCAACCUCUGCACUUGUGCUUACGGCUUUGUAGGACCAAGGUGUGAGACAAUGGUUUGUAAUAGACACUGUGAAAAUGGAGGUGAAUGUUUUGCACCAGAUGUUUGCCAGUGCAAGCCUGGUUGGGAUGGACCCACCUGUAAUACAGCUGUGUGUGAUCCCAUUUGCCUCAAUGGUGGUUCCUGUUACAAGCCAAACACAUGCCUCUGUCCAAAUGGAUUUUUUGGUGCACAGUGUCAGAACGCUAUCUGUCACCCUCCCUGUAAGAAUGGUGGCCACUGCAUGAGGAACAACGUCUGCAUCUGUCGUGAAGGAUACACGGGGAGGAGAUGCCAAAAAAGUAUCUGUGAUCCUAUGUGCAUGAAUGGAGGAAAAUGUGUGGGAUCAAACGUUUGCUCCUGCCCUUCUGGUUGGAGCGGGAGAUGGUGCAGCACACCCGUCUGCAUUCAGCAGUGUAGACACGGUGGUGAGUGUGUGGCUCCCGGGGUAUGCCACUGUCCCCCGGCCUGGGAAGGAGCGCGCUGUCAAAUCCCAGUUUGUGAUCAGCAGUGUCUUCAUGGAGGAAGAUGUGCAUUUCCCAAUGUAUGUUUUUGCCGCCCUGGAUAUUCUGGCAUCAAAUGUGAAAAGAAAAUACAGAUAAAAUAUCCCUGAGUAACAAAUAUCAAGUAUGUGGAUUACAGUUCUAUGUCACAAGAUCUAAAAAUUUUUAAUUCAGAAAAUAUUGAAGAUAAUUCUUGAAGUCUAUUUGAGCAUCACUUUUAAAAAAUUUUGAAGAUGGAAAAAACCAAUAAAAUAUCAAAUGAUCUCAGUUGUUUGUCAUCAUUAGAAAACAGCAAAAGGACUCUAUGUAAUCUACAUUUGACUUUACAAUGUGAUUUUAUGUUUACAUGUAUCUGAUAUUCCAACAUUCACAAUAAUUAAUAAACUGAAUAUUUUUUCAGU